AUUUGAACGUAUUCCUUCAUAUCCAACCAUACCCUCUUUUAUUUUUUAAUUAUGGUUGACCUUUCCGAAAGCACCAAGCUGGGGUUUCAUGAAUACGACAAAUCUGUCAAUAAACCUUCAUAUGAUGAAACCGUAGGAAGCAUUUUACCUUCUUAUUCCAUGUUUACGAACACUAUUCGUAUGAAUGCCACAGUUCCAGAAAAUGAAGAAAGGGAUGAUAACCCACCCCCAAACUACCAGGAUACCCCUUCAAUCACGUCAGAUGAUCAUGGUACUUCCUUAUCUUCCAGUUCCCACGCGCAAUUAUCGCUCGGAGCAAGCGAUUCCGCAAACACCAGAUCCACUACUACUGAGGAAGACGACGAUCUCAUUUCCAGUUUAAACAAUAACUUCAUUAUUGCUGAUGAAAACACCCACGCUUGGCAGGAAACGAUUUUAGAUAAUAUUCACCGGUUGCCUAAUUUGACAUUUGCAUCUCAC
Messenger RNA from Spathaspora passalidarum NRRL Y-27907, 480 nucleotides. RefSeq lists its product as uncharacterized. The record is from RefSeq and is a predicted model, not a curated record. The annotation marks the transcript as partial. The transcript has a single exon. NCBI's taxonomy places the organism in Eukaryota, Fungi, Ascomycota, Pichiomycetes, Serinales, Debaryomycetaceae.